Bufo bufo (common toad) is the source of this 1812-nucleotide messenger RNA. Its product is annotated as cytochrome P450 26C1. The coding region runs from base 1 to 1812 and encodes 603 amino acids. Gene Ontology annotation, molecular function: heme binding; monooxygenase activity; iron ion binding. Gene Ontology annotation, biological process: sterol metabolic process. NCBI's taxonomy places the organism in Eukaryota, Metazoa, Chordata, Amphibia, Anura, Bufonidae. The transcript has 6 exons. The record is from RefSeq and is a predicted model, not a curated record.
AUGUUCCUCACUACAGACCUCAACUAUAUGUCAUUUCUGGAAGCGGCUUUUACAUCAGUCCUGUCCCUGGUUCUGCUCCUGGCUGUAUCUCACCAGCUAUGGUCCCUGAGAUGGCACAGUACUAGAGACAGGAGCAGCAAUUUACCUCUACCCAAGGGCUCUAUGGGAUGGCCAUUUUUUGGAGAAACUCUUCACUGGCUUGUACAGGGCUCAAACUUCCACAGCUCCAGAAGAGAAAAGUAUGGGAACAUUUUUAAAACUCAUCUGCUCGGAAAACCAUUGAUCCGCGUGACCGGCGCAGAAAAUGUCCGCAAGAUCUUGUUAGGAGAACAUCACCUGGUUAGUACACAGUGGCCGCAGAGCACCCAGAUCAUCCUGGGCUCCAAUACUCUGGUCAACUCCAUUGGAGAACUCCAUAGACACAAGAGAAAAAUUAUGGCUAAGGUGUUCAGCCACCCGGCGCUGGAGAGCUACAUCCCCCGGAUCCAGGAGGCUAUGAGUUGGGAGCUGCAUGGCUGGUGCAGGGAACCUGGCUCCAUCUCUAUGUUCUCUUCUGCCAAAGCUCUUACUUUCCGGAUUGCUGCCCGUAUUUUGCUGGGACUUAGCUUGGGGGAGAAGCAGUUUAAGGAGUUGGCCAGAGUCUUUGAGCAACUAGUGGAGAAUCUCUUCUCUCUCCCCCUGGAUAUCCCAUUCAGCGGUCUCCGCAAGGGCAUAAAAGCACGGGAUACUUUGCACCAAUACAUGGAAGAUGCCAUUAGAGAUAAAAUCUCAAGGAGAGAUCCUGAAGUGUGUGAAGAUGCUCUGGACUAUCUGAUAGACAGUGCAAAGGAGAACGGCAAAGAGCUGGACAUGCAGGAGUUAAAGGAAUCAGCCAUUGAGCUUAUGUUUGCUGCCUUCUUCACGACGGCUAGUGCCAGCACCUCACUCAUACUUCUUUUACUCAAACACCCAUCUUCCAUACACAAGCUCAGAAAGGAAUUGGCAUCACACGGGUUAGUCAAGCAAUGCCAGUGUCUCCAUUCUUCAGACAAUCCCAACAACAAUGGUGCUGAAAAGCAGUGUGUGACUGCAGGCUGCCACUCUUCUGUCCUCCUAGGUUCAGAAGGACACGUGAAACAGAUAUGGGAGCAGACGAAACUUAUCUUAGCAGACAGAAAUGAAAGAGAACAAAUUUUAAAGAGAAGAUCCCAAGAUGGCAUGCAAUGGGAGCACCGCUGUGAUAAUAAACUAUACAAGCAGGACUCCCCUAACCAACUGGGUUCAGCCAAGUUUCCCGAAGAAGACGAGGGUCUGACAUGUGAAUGUCGUUGUCAGCUGAACCUAAGUUUGGAGAAACUGAAGAGACUUCAAUAUUUGGAUUGUGUAGUGAAGGAAGUUCUGAGGCUGCUCCCACCCGUCUCAGGAGGCUACAGGACGGCUCUGCAGACCUUUGAACUGGAUGGCUACCAAAUCCCCAAAGGUUGGAGCGUUAUGUACAGUAUAAGAGAUACUCAUGAAACUGCAACCAUCUAUCAGAACGCUGACUCUUUUGACCCCGAUCGGUUCUGUACAGAACAAGAUGAUGGAAAAGCUAGCAGAUUCAAUUAUAUCCCCUUUGGAGGCGGCGUUCGUAGCUGUAUCGGCAAAGAACUUGCACAAAUAAUACUGAAACUUCUCGCCAUAGAAUUGGUGGGCACUGCCAAAUGGGAAUUAGCUACACCAAGUUUCCCCAAAAUGCAGACUGUCCCUAUAGUGCACCCUGUAGAUGGACUGCAGCUCUUCUUCCGAUUUCUAAAAUCUAGUGACAAUGACACAAAUUCUGAGAACGUAUGA